Sitodiplosis mosellana (orange wheat blossom midge) is the source of this 11682-nucleotide messenger RNA. RefSeq names its product sushi, von Willebrand factor type A, EGF and pentraxin domain-containing protein 1 (gene uif). The record is from RefSeq and is a predicted model, not a curated record. The transcript has 32 exons. Lineage: Eukaryota; Metazoa; Arthropoda; Insecta; Diptera; Cecidomyiidae. Bases 346 to 11085 code for a protein of 3579 amino acids. Gene Ontology annotation, molecular function: Notch binding; calcium ion binding. Gene Ontology annotation, biological process: Notch signaling pathway.
GUUGAAUACGUUUCGAAGUAUGGCUUCCUAACACUGCUCUUUUCUUUGCGGUGCGACCGUUUACCUUUACCAUUCAAAUCAGUAAGUGGUUAACUGUCGUCAGCAGAGGAAGUAUGAAUUUGGCCAUUGAACAUCAACAACGAUUAUUCCAAUGAAAAAAAGUGUCAUGAAUCAUUUGUUUGCCUGUGAUGGAUUUCAUUUUAUAACACUAUUGUGAAUUGUGAAGACGAUAAAUACGGAAUAGGUGCAUAUAAUAAGUGUGUGGAUUGAAUUUACAUUUGGAUUUCCUGAUCUGAAUAUCCGAUAUAACGGUAUAUUUGUGAAGAUAAUAGACAUUUAGAAAAAAUGAGGUCGGGAUCGGCAGCCGUCGUGAUUUGGCUGGCCGCCUUUGUCUCAUCAAUUUCCUCGCAGGAACUGUUUUCAUGCCCCAACGGUUGGGAAUUACGUGGUUUAAACUGUUACAAAUAUUUUGGCAUUAAACAUUCAUGGGAAAAAGCUGCAGAGCUCUGUAGACGAUAUGGAGCAGAGUUAAUUACAAUCGAUUCAUUUACGGAAAACAAUGUAACGCUAUCCCUUGCUUCAGCGAACGAUAAACGGCUAGCAAACAAAUAUUGGCUGGGUUUAGCAACACUUGACGAUCUACGAACGAAUACAUUAGAAUCAGCAGCCGGCACUUUGGUUUCACAAUAUUCUGGAUUUUGGUCGCUGAAACAGCCAAACCCAGACGUAGGUGAAUGCGUAGCAGUGACAUCCGAAUCACAAUCAGCCCAAUCAUGGGAACUAGAUACGUGUGAAAGUUUGUUACCAUUCAUGUGCAAGUCGGCAGCAUGCCCACAGAAUUCGGUGCAUUGUUCCAAUGGUGAAUGUGUGAACCAAGCAUUUCGCUGUGAUGGUGUAGAUGACUGUGCGGAUGGCUCGGAUGAAAUUGAUUGUCCAGCCAACUGUAACUUUCACAUGCAGUCAAGUGGCGAUGUGAUCGAAUCACCAAACUACCCACACAAAUACAAUGCACUGUCCAAAUGCAAAUGGAUUUUGGAGGGACCAAUCGGUAGCAACAUCAUAUUGCAAUUCCAAGAGUUUGAGACCGAAAAAACGUUUGAUACAGUCCAACUUUUAGUUGGUGGUCGUACAGAAGACAAGGCAGUUUCAUUGGCAACACUUUCGGGACGUGAAGAAUUGGGCAACAAACCGUUUAUCACUGCUUCAAAUUUCAUGAUUGUUAAGUUUACGUCUGAUGGUAGUGUUGAGCGCAAAGGUUUCCGUGCAACAUGGAAAACGGAACCACAAUCAUGCGGCGGCGUAUUGCAGGCAUCAAGCCAAGGGCAAAUAUUAACAAGCAGUGGAUAUCCAAAACUAUAUCCAGCCGGAUUAGAAUGCUUGUACAUCUUGCAAGCACAACCUGGCAAAAUAAUAUCCGUCGAAGUUCAAGAUUUGGACUUGGUUCGCGGACGUGAUUAUCUACUCAUCAGAGACGGUGAAUCGCCGAAUAGUUCAGUUUUGGCGCGUUUAUCUGGCAAGACAGACGAGAAUACGCGAGUAAUAAUUUCAACAGGCAACAAACUUUAUCUGUACUUCAAGACAAGUCUCGGUGAAUCUGGAAAGGGAUUCAAUCUAAGAUACACACAAGGAUGUCGUGCAACACUUCAUGCCUAUAAUGGAACCAUUCAGUCGCCUGCAUUUGGAUUGAGCAACUAUCCAAACAAUCAAGAGUGCAUAUUCAAAGUAAAAAAUCCAAAUCAGACACCUCUAUCACUGCGAUUCGAUAAGUUCAACGUGCAUUCAACCGAUAUGGUGCAAGUGUAUGAUGGUUCUUCGAUAUCGGGUCUUCGGUUACACUCAGGCAAUGGGUUUACUGGAGCAACAAUUCCAAAAAUUACUCUAACUGCUUCGUCGGGUGAAAUGUUGGUUCGAUUCAUUUCUGAUCCACUGCAUAAUGGAGCAGGUUUUUCGGCUACAUUUUCAGCCGAUUGUCCCGACUUAAGACCAGGAGAAGGUGCGCUGGCCUCCAGCAGAGAUACAGCAUUUGGAACAGUUGUACAAUUUACAUGCCCAACCGGUCAAGAGUUUGCUACAGGCAAAAAUAAGAUUCAAACAGUUUGUCAAAAGGGAGGCAAAUGGAGCGUCGAAUACAUAUCAAAAUGUCAAGAAGUUUACUGCGGUCCUGUUCCACAAAUUGACAACGGAUUUUCAAUUUUUUCAUCGAAUGUUACCUACAAUGGUGCUGCUACUUACCAAUGCUAUGCUGGAUUCGCCUUUUCAUCAGGCAAACCCACCGAAAAAAUUUCUUGUUUGGCCAACGGUCAUUGGUCUGCUCAACCGCUUUGCUUAGCAUCACAGUGUCCCCCACUGCCUGAGGUGGCACACGCAAAUGUGACAUUAUUGAAUGGUGGCGGUAGAAGUUAUGGGUCGAUCGUUCGGUACGAAUGUAAUCCGGGCUAUGCACGCUCUGGUCAUCCGGUUCUCAUUUGUAUGUCGAACGGAACUUGGAGUGACGUUGUUCCGACAUGCAUGCGAAAACAAUGUCACCGUAUUCCUGAAGUGAAAAAUGGUUUCAUUGUUGAUACAGAACACCAAUACUUUUUCGGAGAUGAGGCACGCGUUCAGUGUUACAAAGGCUACAAGUUGAAUGGAACAAAUAUCAUACGCUGUAGUUCCGAACAGAACUUUGACAACGUUCCAACUUGUGAGGACAUAAAUGAAUGUAAUCAAUCUCAAUGCGAUUUAGCUUCGACCGAAUGUAAAAAUGCACCGGGUUCGUUCCAGUGCAAAUGCAAAAAAGGUUUUGCACCAACAACGGAGUGUCGUCCCGUUGGUGAACUUGGUUUAGCUAAUAUGGGAAUCUCGGAGGAAAGUAUUAUUGUAUCGUCAACAGAAAAUGGCUUUGAUAAAAACAAUAUUCGAUUGAAUGCAGCUGAAGGAUGGUGCGGAAAUUCAAACGAACCGAGCAAAAACUGGGUUACUAUUGACUUCAAAGCGCCGACCAUUAUUCGUGGUUUCCGUACAAUGUCUGUGCAACGAAACGACGGUCUAGCAUUUACUUCAGCCGUUCGAUUGCAAUAUACUGAUGAUUUGGCUGAUAUUUACAAGGACUACGCCAAUCCAGAUGGUACCGCGGUCGAAUUCAGAAUUUUGGAACCAACUAUUGUGUCGAUUCUUAAUUUGCCAAUUCCGAUCGAAGCCAGAUAUGUACGUUUCCGCAUUCAAGAUUACGUCGGUGCUCCUUGUUUACGAUUGGAUGUGAUUGGAUGUACACGCUUGGAUUGCGUCGAUAUAAAUGAAUGCGCUAAAAAUAAUGGUGGAUGUGAUCAAAAGUGCAUCAAUACCCCAGGUGGCUUUUCGUGUGGCUGCAACUCUGGUUUUGAACUUUUUACAUCUAACGGAACGGCUGGAUACAUGAUUGAGAAAACAGAAUCAGGUCUACGUGACGGCGAUUCAUUGCAAUUGAAUAAAUCGUGUGUGCCAGUUUUGUGUCCGACUUUGGAAUCACCAGAAAAUGGAAUAAUUUUGUCGACCAAAAAGCAGUAUCACUUUGGUGAUUUAGUCAAAAUUCAAUGCGAUUUUGGUUAUGUAAUGGGAGGUAAUUCAGCACUUUUGUGUUUAUCGAAUGGUCAAUGGAAUGGAACAAUCCCGAAAUGCGAACCCGCACAAUGUGUGUCACUUGGUGGUGAUCUAUCUACUGGACUCGAUGUUAUUCGAGCGAAUGUAGAGAGUGUUUUAGUGCCUUUCAAGGAAAAUGUGACUUUAACAUGCAAAUCAGUUGGUAGAAGUUUGAGAAAUACAGCAACAUCAACGUUCAGACAAUGUGUGUACGAUCCAAAACCAGGACUUCCCUUCGACUAUUGGUUUUCUGGUGCUCCACCAAGUUGUGAGAGAGCAAACUGUGGCGAACCUAUGCCAACCCCUGGUGCUGAAUACGGCCAAUACCGUGUGGAUGCAACCAAGUACAAGGACCAAUUCUUCUUCGGUUGCCAAAAUACAUUCAAAUUGGCUGGGCAAACCGAGAAAAAUGAUAACGUCGUACGCUGUCAAUCGAAUGGGAUCUGGGACUUUGGUGACUUACGCUGUGAAGGCCCCGUUUGUGAAGACCCUGGCCGACCAUCGGAUGGUUCGCAAAUUGCACGAAGCUAUGAACAAGGUUCUGAAGUGCUGUUCAGUUGCUCAAGACCUGGCUAUAUUCUUAUAAAUCCGAGACCAAUCACCUGUAUUCGUGAACCAGAAUGUAAAGUAAUCAAACCGUUGGGAAUAACAUCUGGCCGCAUUCCAGAUAGUGCAAUUAAUGCCACUUCCGAACGAAUGAACUAUGAAGCUAGAAAUAUUCGUUUGAAUUCCGUUACUGGAUGGUGUGGUAGACAAGAAGCAUUUACCUACGUCAAUGUUGAUUUGGGUCAAGUGUAUAGGGUAAAAGCUAUCUUAGUCAAAGGUGUUGUUACAAAUGAUAUCGUCGGACGACCGACGGAGAUUCGAUUCUUCUACAAACAAUCGGAGAGUGAAAAUUAUGUCGUAUAUUUCCCCAAUUUCAACCUUACAAUGCGAGACCCGGGUAACUACGGUGAAUUGGCAAUGAUCACAUUGCCGAAAUAUGUUCAAGCCCGAUUCGUAAUCCUGGGCAUUGUAAGUUACAUGGAUAACGCUUGUUUGAAAUUUGAAUUGAUGGGCUGCGAAGAGCCGGUCAAAGAACCCCUCCUUGGAUACGAUUACGGAUACUCGCCAUGUGUUGAUAAUGAGCCACCGGUGUUCCAAAACUGUCCACAGCAACCAAUAAUCGUCCGACGUGAUGCUAAUGGUGCCAUUUUACCGGUGAAUUUCACGGAACCCACGGCCGUUGACAACUCUGGAUCGAUAGCUCGUUUAGAAGUGAAGCCACCCAGCUUCAAAACACCAAUGCACAUCUUCCAAGACACAGUCGUUAAAUAUGUAGCUUUUGAUUAUGAUGGAAACGUCGCCAUUUGUGAGAUAAACAUUACGGUUCCCGAUGUAACUCCACCCAAAUUGAGCUGUCCACAAAGCUACGUUAUCGAACUGGUUGAUAAACUAGACAGCUACACCGUAAAUUUCACGGAUACUCGAAAGAAAAUUACAGCUACUGACGAUUCUGGUGAUGUGAUGCUGUCAUUCAUUCCAUCCAGAGCAACUAUUCCGAUUGGAAAGUUUGAAAAUGUCACAGUCAUCGCAUCUGAUAAAUUUGGAAACAAAGCAUCGUGCAACUUCCAGGUAUCUGUACAAGCAUCGCCGUGCGUCGACUGGGAGCUUCAAGCACCAGUGAAUGGUGCUAUAAAUUGUUUAACCGGAGACCGAGGUAUUGAAUGCAGUGCUUCAUGUAAACCAGGGUUUAGAUUCACCGAUGGAGAUCAGGUCAAAUCAUUCACAUGUGAAAAGUCACGUAUAUGGCGUCCAACUUCGGUUGUACCCGACUGUGUUUCAGAGAAUACCGAGCAAGCCGAUUACCAUGUAACUGCAACCGUUACUUAUCGUGCAAAUGGAGUUGUUAUUCAUUCAUGUUUAUCACAAUAUCAAGACUGGCUUCAACAAUACUAUGGUUCUUUGAACGAAGUUCUUUCGUCACGUUGCUCUGCCGUUAAUGUUAAUAUGAAUGUAUCAUUUAUUCGUUCGAUGUCCACGUUAUUGGAUGAAAAUGUAGUGAGAUUGGACUUUAUUCUAGUGGUGAUACCAGCCAUUCGUCAGCCACAAUUGUACGAUCUGUGCGGUUCAACAUUGAAUUUAAUAUUCGAUCUUUCAGUGCCGUACGCAAGUGCAGUCAUUGAACCUCUGCUAAAUGUGUCGAACAUUGGCAAUCAAUGUCCACCAUUAAGAGCACUGAAAAGUAACAUUGCUCGCGGAUUUGAAUGUAGUGUUGGUGAAGUAUUGAACAUGGACACAAGUAAUGUUCCCCGAUGUUUGCAUUGUCCAGCUGGUACUUACGCAGGAGAAAAACAAAGCUCAUGUACAUACUGCCCACGUGGAUUCUAUCAGAAUCGCGAUAGACAGGGCAAUUGUCUUGCAUGUCCAAGUGGAACAUAUACCCGAGAAGAAGGCUCCAAAUCAAUCAACGAAUGUCUUCCAGUUUGCGGUUAUGGCACAUUUUCGCCAACUGGUAUGGUUCCUUGCCUGGAAUGUCCGCGCAAUUCCUUUUCAGCUGAACCACCAACCGGAGGUUUCAAGGAUUGUCAGGCCUGCCCUGCAAAUACAUUCACUUUCCAACCAGCUGCUCCUUCAAAAGACCGCUGUCGAUCGAAAUGCGCACCAGGAUUCUAUUCAUCAACGGGUCUAUCCCCAUGUAGUGCAUGUCCGCUUCAUUUCUAUCAGAAUGUCGUGGGUACAAAUACAUGUAAUGAAUGUCCAACCAAUAUGAAAACUGACAGUCCAGGUUCAGUUGGACGUGAAGACUGUAAACCUGUAGUUUGUACUGAAAACAGUUGUCAACACGGUGGUUUGUGUGUACCAAUGGGUCAUACAGUACAAUGUUUCUGCCCCGCUGGAUUUUCGGGUCGACGGUGUGAAAUUGAUAUAGAUGAAUGCGCCUCGUCACCUUGUUUUAAUGGUGGUAGCUGUACUGACUUACCUCAAGGAUACCGGUGCAAAUGUCCUCCAGGAUUUACAGGUGAAAAUUGCCAAGAUGAAGAAAGUGACUGUCGAUUAGAUACUUGUCCAACGCGGGCGAUGUGCAAGAAUGAACCUGGCUAUGGAAACUACACUUGUCUGUGUCGCAGCGGCUACACCGGUACCGACUGUGAUAUAACCAUUGAUCCAUGUUUAACAAACGGAAAUCCAUGUUCAAAUGGCGCGGCAUGUAUUGCAUUGAAACAAGGGCGCUUUAAGUGCGACUGUUUACCGGGCUGGAGUGGACAACAUUGUGAAAUUAAUGUGAACGAUUGUGCUGAAAACCCAUGUUUGUUGGGAGCAAACUGCACUGAUUUAAUUAACGAUUUUAGUUGUUCCUGUCCACCUGGAUUUACUGGUAAACGAUGCCACGAAAAGAUCGAUUUAUGUCUAUCUGAGCCUUGUGCGCAUGGUAUUUGUGUCGACCACUUGUUUGACUAUGAGUGCGUAUGCCAUCCUGGAUGGGCCGGCAGAAACUGUGAUUCGGAUAUAAACGAUUGCGAAGAUAAUACAUGUGUCAACGAAGGCACAUGCGUUGACUUGGUUGACGGUUACAAAUGUAAUUGUUUGCCAGGAUUCGAAGGAAAGAAUUGCCAGCACAUGACAGACGACUGUAAGAGCGAGCCUUGUCAAAACGGAGCUUCUUGCAUCGAUGAACUUGAUGGUUAUGUUUGCAAAUGUAGACCUGGCUUUGUGGGAUUACAAUGUGAAGCUGAAAUCGAUGAAUGUUUAUCCGAUCCAUGUAACCCUGUCGGAACGGAAGAAUGUAUUGAUUUCGACAAUCGAUUCAUUUGCAAAUGUCGCACAGGUUAUUCUGGAACCCUCUGUGAAGAAAAUAUCGAUGACUGUAAAUAUGAUCCAUGCCUAAACGGAGGUAAAUGUGUUGAUCGUAUCGGAUCUUAUGAAUGUGUCUGCGCGGACGGAUGGACCGGUCAAAAUUGUGAGAAAGAGGUGGAAAUGUGCUCGGUUGCAAGUGGCACCUGCAAGAAUGAUGCCACCUGUAUUAACCUCUUCCAAGACUAUUUCUGUGUCUGCCCUAAGGGUACCGAUGGAAAACAAUGCGAAGUUGCACCAGAACGAUGUGUCGGAGAUCCAUGCAUGCAUGGUGGAACUUGCAGAGAUUUCGGAUCGGGUUUAAACUGCUCUUGUCCAGAAGAUUACACAGGCAUUGGUUGCCAGUACGAAUUUGAUGCAUGCGAAGCCGGACAAUGCAAAAAUGGGGCAUCGUGCAUCGAUAAAGGACAGGGAUACACUUGUAUUUGCCAACCAGGAUUCACUGGCAAAAACUGUGAAAAUGAUAUUGUGGAUUGUAAGGAAACGUCAUGUGCACCAGGCGCAACAUGCAUUGAUUUGCCUAGUGGAUUCUAUUGCCAAUGUCCAUUCAACUUGACUGGUGAUGAUUGCCGUAAAACAAUUCAAGUGGACUAUGACUUGUACUUCAGCGAUCCAACACGUUCAACAGCUGCUCAAGUCAUUCCGUUCUAUACGAGUGGCAGCAAUAGUCUCACAAUUGCAAUGUGGGUGCAGUUCUCACAAAAAGAUGACUCCGGCAUCUUCUACACACUUUAUGCAGUCGAUUCAGCACAUGUCACAACCAAGCGACGAUUAAUUCUGCAAGCUCACUCAAGUGGAGUUCAAGUUUCACUGUUCGGUGAUUUGCAAGACGCAUUCUUGUCAUUCAGAGAAUACGCUACGAUUAAUGAUGGCCAAUGGCAUCAUAUUGCCGUGGUAUGGGAUGGUAAAACUGGCCAACUCUUACUGAUCACCGAAGGCUUGAUAGCCAGUAAGACUGAAUAUGGAAGUGGCAGACAACUACCAGAUUAUGUAUGGGCAGUUUUAGGUAAACCACAGCCCGAGCAAUUAUCUUUAUCGUCGGUUGCAUACACUGAAGCCGGAUUCCAAGGUCGUGUCACGAAAGCUCAAAUUUGGUUGCGCGCUUUAGAUGUUACAUCGGAAAUUCAGAAACAAGUGCGUGAUUGUCGCAGUGAGCCAAUUUUGUAUCGUGGUCUGAUUCUCAACUGGGCUGGCUAUGAAAUAACAUCGGGAGGCGUUGAACGUUUGGUACCAUCGACAUGCGGCCAAAAGAAGUGUGCUGCUUCGCACAGUGGUCCAACAUGUAGUCAGGUCGAUGUUGAUAAAGAGCCACCGCAUGUUCAACACUGUCCAGGAGAUUUAUGGAUUAUUUCACGUAAUGGAUCGGCACAAGUGACUUGGGAUGAACCUGAAUUUGUCGAUAAUGUUGGCGUAACACGAGUUAUUGAACGAAGUGGACAUCGCUCUGGUCAAACAUUACUUUGGGGCACUUAUGAUAUCACAUAUCUCGCAUCUGAUGCGGCCGGCAAUACAGCAAGCUGCAGCUUCAAAGUGUCGGUUCUAUCCGAAUUCUGUCCACCGUUAGCCGAUCCAGUUGGUGGCAAUCAAGUUUGCAAGGAUUGGGGAGCUGGUGGCCAAUUCAAGGUAUGUGAGAUUAGCUGUCAUCAGGGUCAACGUUUCUCCGAACCGGUUCCAGAAUUUUACACAUGCGGUGCGGAAGGCUUCUGGCGUCCAACAACAAAUCCAUCUCAACCACUCAUCUAUCCGUCAUGUUCACCGUCGAAACCAGCGCAAAGAGUUUUCAGAAUCAAAAUGAUGUUCCCAUCUGACGUGCUAUGUAACGAAGCUGGUCAAGGUGUCUUGAGACAACGAGUACGAAAUGCUAUUAAUUCGUUGAACAGAGACUGGAACUUCUGUUCAUACUCCGCCGAAGGAUCAAGAGAAUGCAAAGAUAUCAAGAUUGACAUUAACUGCGACCAUUAUCGCGGUGGAAACGCGAAUCGUGUUCGUCGACAAGUAACUGAAGAAGAUACUAGCGGAGGAACAUAUGUUGUGGAUGUUAAUAUUCCAAGCGAACGAAACGUAGCUACGGAUACAAAUGAUGCAGCCACACGAGGUCGUGAAAGUAGACAGCAAGGUGGUGAUACGUAUACAUUGGAAAUCGCGUUUCCAGCUGUUGUUGAUCCAAUUCUGCAUUCUUCGACUGGAGAGAGAUCAGACGUCAAAACUCUAUUACAAAAAUUAAUCCUUGAAGAGAAUCAAUUUGCUGUACAAGAUAUUUUACCAACUACUAUUCCUGACCCAUCUUCCUUGAGCUUAUCAUCUGAAUAUGCUUGUCCAAGUGGCCAAGUGGUUAUGGUACCAGACUGCGUGCCAUGCGCGGUAGGAACAUAUUUCGAUCAAACAAAUAAAACAUGUAAUCCAUGCCCACAAGGAAGUUAUCAAUCGGAGACUGGACAGUUGCAAUGUUUGAGAUGUCCGAGCAUUGCGGGCAGAAUUGGCGUAACAGCUGGCAGUGGAGCACGUUCAGCUGCAGAUUGCAAAGAACGUUGUCCACCUGGUAAAUUCUUGGACACUGAAAGCGGUCUUUGCCGAUCAUGCGGUCACGGUUUCUAUCAACCAGAAGAAGGUUCAUUCUCAUGUCUUUUAUGCGGUCUUGGUCAAACAACACGUUCGGCAGAGGCAACAUCUCGUGAGGAAUGUCGUGAUGAAUGUGCAUCCGGUCAACAGUUGGGCAGUGAUGGUCGAUGCGAACCUUGCCCUCGUGGCUCAUAUAGAUCGCAGGGCAUUCAACCCACAUGUCAAUCUUGUCCAUUAGGACGAACUACACCAAAAGUUGGUGCGUCAUCGAUUGAAGAAUGUUCACUACCAGUGUGUCAACCAGGCACUUAUCUAAAUGGUACAUUGAAUCUGUGUGUGGAGUGCAAGAAAGGCUUCUACCAAUCCGAACCACAGCAAACAUCUUGUAUUGCGUGCCCACCAAAUCAUAGUACGAAAUCAAUCGGUGCUACAAGCCGUUCUGAAUGUACGAACCCAUGUGAAACUAUCAAAGAAGGUCAAACUCAUUGUGACCAAAACGCAUAUUGCAUUCUGGUUCCUGAAACAUCCGACUUUGAAUGUAAAUGCAAACCCGGCUUCAAUGGAAAUGGCACCGAAUGUACGGAUGUAUGUGAAAAUCAUUGUGAUAAUGGCGGCACAUGCGUCAAAGAUCUGAAAGGAACACCGUCAUGUCGAUGCUCGGGAUCAUUUACCGGUCCACGUUGCUUGGAACGAUCUGAAUUUGCAUACAUUGCUGGUGGAAUCGCCGGUGUAGUGAUAUUCAUCGUUAUUAUUGUUCUAUUGAUUUGGAUGAUUUGCGUACGUUCGACGAAAAAGAAAGACCCAAAGAAAAUGCUUACGCCUGCCAUAGAUCAAACUGGAUCACAAGUUAAUUUCUACUAUGGAGCACAUGCACCGUAUGCAGAAUCAAUUGCACCCUCCCACCAUAGCACCUACGCACACUACUACGAUGACGACGAAGAAGAUGGUUGGGAAAUGCCAAAUUUUUAUAAUGAUACUUACAACUUGAAAGAAGGCAUGCACGGGAAUAAAGAUGACCUCUACGAUAGACUUAAACGACAUGCCUACCCUGGAAAAAAAGAAAAGAGUGACAGUGACAGCGAAAUAGGACACUAAAUACAAGCAAUAGAACGAAAAAACGCAUCGAAGGAAAUUUAUCACGAACAAAUCAUUGUAGUUUCAUUGUAAUUUAAUUAAUUGAUGAAUUAGGUUAAAAAAAAUGAAAUUAUUUACGAGAAAAGUCUCUGGUCAUUUUGUAUAAAACUUGUUUUUAAUUUAGAGAUUUAUUAUAGAAAAAAAAUACAAGACCGAUAAACCAAUUCAAUACUCACUAGAGUAUUCUAAUUUCUCGCCAUUUAAGAUUAUUUAAUACAAUGUCGAAAAAAAAUUAAUAGAUAUAUAUAAAUUCUAUGCUGUUUUCUAUUCAUGAGUUCUUCAUAGCUGCUACUUAAGCGAUCCACAAGCGAUACAAUUCCUUAGCAAAACUAAGAAAUACUCUCGAAACAGAUGGCAGUAAAGUAGGGAAAUUUGUUGUUUUUUUUAUUAGAAUGACUGCAAUUGUCUCUCUUUUUCAAAUCACAUGGAAGUUAUUCGAAUACACCACACAACUAAUUCUAAGGCGUUUGUAAUCUUUAAGCUUUUAUGAAAAGAUUAUAAGCCUGUAAGCCUGUAAAUUGAGACAAAAAUUAUGAAAAUAAAAUUAAAUUAAAAUAA